AUGGACCCUGCUGCCGUCAUCGACCCUGUUGCUGUCAUGGACCCUCCUCCUGACGUGGCCCCGACUCCUGACCCAGCCAGACCCUGCCCACAACAUUUCUGGGCGCCCCUUUUCCACCCUCAGGUACCCACUGCUCCUGUCCUGCACCCUGCUGUUGUCGUGGACCCUGUUGCUGCCAUGGCCCCUACCCGUGACCCAAUCUGCCCAGCCAGUGACGUUGCCCCUGAGGUGACAGGAGCACAACAACCAUUGCCUGUACAACCUCCUCUAAUCCAAAAUCCUCCUCCCCCUGAUUCUCCCACAGGUUUUGUGUCACUAGACGGAGUCGUCACCCAUAGUGGUCGAGUG
Homarus americanus (American lobster) is the source of this 348-nucleotide messenger RNA. Its product is annotated as lysine-rich arabinogalactan protein 19-like. The annotation marks the transcript as partial. Lineage: Eukaryota; Metazoa; Arthropoda; Malacostraca; Decapoda; Nephropidae. The transcript has a single exon. The record is from RefSeq and is a predicted model, not a curated record.